CCCGCUCUCUCCACUGUGAAGACGGGGCCGCCCACCCCCAGUUCAACUGUUAGCGAAGUCUGCUUGGUGAAGGCACUCUCUGAGUCCGGCUGCUCUCCGGAGCCCAGCGCACGCUCUCUCCUUCUCCUAGGGAAAGCCAGGGAAAGCUCCUGACUCUGGGAGAGUGGCGCCUUGGUUGCAAAAUGACAAACCUCAAGUUUUUCUGCUCUCCCCUUUCCCCCUCUUCCUUCCAGAUACGUCACGACGGAUCAAACAGCUACCGUUUGAUGCAGCUUGGCUGUCUGGAGUCCGUAGCCAAUUCCACGGUUGCCUAUUCCUCCUCCUCUCCUUUAACUUACUCUACCACCGGCACCGAGUUUGCGUCCCCCUACUUCUCCACUAACCACCAGUACACCCCGCUCCACCACCAGUCCUUCCAUUACGAGUUCCAGCACAGCCACCCGGCGGUCACCCCCGACGCCUACUCUCUGAACUCGCUCCACCACUCACAACAGUACUACCAGCAGAUUCACCACGGGGAGCCCACCGACUUUAUUAACCUGCACAAUGCGCGGGCUCUCAAGUCCUCCUGCCUGGACGAGCAGAGGCGGGAGCUGGGCUGCCUCGAUGCCUACCGCCGCCACGACCUGUCCCUCAUGAGCCAUGGCUCUCAGUAUGGAAUGCACCCAGAUCAAAGACUCCUGCCAGGGCCCAGCCUGGGGCUGGCCGCCGCGGGAGCCGACGACUUGCAGGGUUCUGUGGAAGCCCAGUGUGGGAUUGUCCUCAACGGCCAAGGGGGUGUGAUAAGAAGAGGUGGCACCUGUGUGGUCAACCCCACAGACUUGUUUUGCUCAGUUCCUGGUCGUUUGUCCCUUCUCAGUUCUACUUCCAAAUACAAGGUGACCAUUGCUGAGGUAAAGAGGCGUCUCUCACCACCCGAGUGCCUCAAUGCUUCACUUCUGGGAGGCAUUCUGAGGAGAGCAAAAUCCAAGAAUGGUGGUCGCUGCUUGAGAGAGAAACUAGACAGGCUUGGCUUAAACUUGCCAGCCGGAAGACGGAAAGCAGCCAACGUUACCUUGCUCACUUCCUUAGUCGAAGGAGAGGCUUUGCACUUGGCUAGGGAUUUUGGCUACACAUGCGAAACAGAGUUUCCAGCCAAGGCAGUAGGAGAACAUCUCGCCAGACAACAUAUGGAACAGAAAGAACAGACAGCACGGAAAAAGAUGAUCCUAGCGACCAAGCAAAUUUGUAAAGAAUUCCAAGACCUCCUGAGUCAAGAUAGAUCACCACUGGGAUCCUCCCGACCGACUCCCAUUCUAGACCUUGACAUCCAGAGGCACUUAACACAUUUCAGUUUGAUCACUCAUGGUUUUGGGACACCAGCAAUAUGUGCAGCCCUAAGCACUUUCCAAACAGUCCUCAGUGAGAUGCUUAACUACUUGGAAAAACACACGACUCACAAAAACGGUGGUGCUGCAGACUCUGGCCAAGGACAUGCCAACUCGGAGAAAGCCCCGCUGCGGAAAGCUUCAGAGGCUGCUGUGAAAGAGGGCAAAACAGAAAAGACAGACUAGCUACAUCAAACAGAAUCUAUUUCUAGAGAGUCUUGCUGCUCAUAUUUUUUUUCUAAUAUAUAUAUCAUUGGGGGUGACUAAUCUUCAGUGGACCAAAUCUUUACCCUUCCCGAGCCCUCCAUAAAAUAAAGUCAAAAGUGGAAAUGAAAAGGAAAAAAAAGGAAACAAAAAAAAUGACAGAUCCAAAAACAAAAAAAAAUGAGAAAAAGGAAAACAGCAGUGUAACUGUGUGAUGAAAAAUUGUCACUUUUUAUUAUUUUUUUUGCUAUGAUAAAACUCCUUCUGUGCACGUAGUUGAUCGUUCUGAAUCAUAUACACCACAGUUCUCAAGCCCUUCUGGACUUUGGAGAGGCAGCACAUGCUUUUUCUCACAUAUAUCUGAUGCACUUUCUUAUCCAGUCUAUAGUUAAGGGUCAGUCAGAGAGCAUGACCAAACUGGAGUCUGUCACCAAUGGCUGCUGCUCUAGUCUUCCCUGACUUAACUCCCUGUCACUCAACAGUGCCUCUUUCCAUUAAAUAGGCCAAUAUGAAAAUAUCCACUAGUACAUGUUUGGGGAACUGACAAGGACAGUCACAAACUCUUUGAGCUGACAGCAGUUCUAAAUACUUGGUCACCCCAGAUUACUGAAUUAUCCGUGCCUUGGUGGUGUUUAAAAAUUCCAGAAACUGUCUCCCUUCUAUCUACCAUUCAUUUCCUCUUAGGCCCCCCUGCCCCAUUUCUAAGAAGAUAUUCAGAAGACUUAUACAACACUGUAGAUGUAAGAGAUGAAUUUGUCCAGGCCAACUGCACAGUUCAAAGAAACACUGAAUUUAGUCGAUGGGGUAUAAAGAUGCAGAAGAGGAGAGCUUUGCCAUUAUUGGGCUCUCUGUCAAAUGCAAUGACAUUAUUUUGCCUGAAAAUGACAAGAAUAGGAGCAGUAGUAUUUCUGAGCAGUCCUGCCUGUAAGACUUGGGGCCCCUUCAAAGUGCUGGUGGCAGUGGUUGUGUGGUUGAAGUGAGAGCCAUGUUUUCCCGCUUCUGUGCUAUUUCUUCCUGUUCCAUAUGUUCUAAACCUCUAGAGGCACAAAAGCACCCAGGCUGUGUUCAAUAAAGAAAGCAAACAGAAUAAUUAGAGAAGACCUUUGCUUUUCAGAUGUUUUCUUUUUUCCAUAGCUUGUUCUUAUGACUUCCUUACCUUUCAUUUAAGACACUACAAACAAGAAGUUCCUGACUGCAAAAGCCAGGGAUAGUUGAAAGAAUGUUUCGUCCACAUAAGCCUGUAUAUGUCAACAACGUUGUUUGCCACCACACAUUGUUCUAGCUUUUCUACUGUUAACAAUUAAACUUCUAUGUAGGCAAAUAAAAACAUAGGUCACUAUCUAAUAAAGGAAUUAUUUUCAUGUGUGGAUAUUCAACGCUUAGUUUAGCAUGAAAAUAUUACCCUCUCAUUGCAUAUUUCAACUAUUUUAAAGAUCUCUGCCAUAUUAUAACUUUAUCGAGAAUAUUAGCAUUAUAGCUAAUGAGAGGAAAUAUCUGGAAUUUUCAUGUAUGAAUCAAAGAAGCUAUUUUUACCUGACAAUAAUUCUUAAAAACCAUUAUCUUGAGUCUUGUACAGAAAUGAACCAUAACCACUGAAAUCCUAAAGUUUUUAGAUUAAAUUUAUUCAACAGGAGACAUGUUUGAAGAAUUCCAUAACAAUAGGAUAUUAUAGUAAUACAGUAGAAGAGCUUGAAAUAAAAAAAAUAAAUAAUUAUGAUACCAUGUGUUUAGUUCCAUUUUUCAAUUUUAUCAUUAUUAAAGGCUUUAAUUUCUUAAAUAAAAUAAAACGAAGCCAACAUUCUUCCACAGUUCCAAAUUUCAUCAGAAAGUGAGUGAUACCAUGUUACGAGUCUCCCAUAUUGUAAAAUAUGCACACAAAACAAAAAUAAUAUUUGAGUUUAGUAAGUGGUAGGAAAGUUACAUCUAGAUAAUGUGGACUACUAUAUCCUCAAGGAAAUUUCCACAUCAAUUGUUCUUUACUCCAUUUAUUAUUAACAAUACCUUUGUAUUUAAUAUGGCAUUUUAUGAUGCAUACUGCUAGGUACUUGAUGUUAUAACCACGUCAAAUGUUCACAAAUAUUCAGAUGGGACACUAGAUCUGGCUUAUGUUACAAGUCGACUUCUUCACCCUUAGUUGUAACUGGUUUGGAUUCUAAACACCUCAGUGGGGGGUGUUCAUUAUUUAUUAGCCUUGAAACAAAGUGUAACUCUAACUACAGUGCAUAUUAUUUGCCAGGAUUGGGGGUGUUUCAAGAGCCUUCAUGGACAGCGCCCACCAAUUCACUCUACCAGCCAUUAGAACAUAAUCAAGUUGAUGGACUGGUCCUGUUUAGAAUCAUCAUUUAUUAUCAUAUUCUAAUAUACAUUGUUAAUACCAGCUUUUGCCUUGUAUAUAAUAGGUACUCAACACUUUUUAAAUAAAUGAGUAAAUGAAUGUGUGUUUGUUCUUUGUCCAACGUGGGCCAAAGGACCUUCUAACAUUUUAUGUUUUCUCUCUCUUCUCAAUGUUUCAAUUGAGCUUGCUUCUUUCCUUCCAUGGUAAUUUGUGGUUAAAUUUUAUUUGGAUAAAGAAAAUUUUUUCAUCAUAGCACAUUAGUUGCAUAUAGACAUAUUUAAUAUGGAAUUAUUUGAAAAUGUGCUUAGAUAUCAAAAUCUUAAUAAAAAUGAAGCUAGAAUAUUAUUAUAGUUUACAAGAAAGAAAGAUAGUUGACAAGGGUAUGGUUUUCCAGGUUAUAAGUAAUAUAUGAGCCUGUUCAGAUUACCUGUUACUCUUACAAAAGCAACUGUACAAGCAUACUACAUUUCUAAGGCAAAUAAGACUAUUUAAACUUGGUGAAGUUAAAUUUCUAUAUGAAGACAUGCUUACUUUACAGCUGUUUAGAUGCCAUAGUCAUGGCUUUCAUUAGAUUUACAAUUAGACUGACGUUUGGUGAUUCUAGAAAGAUAAACAAAAACUCUGAAUUACUCUCUUCUGUUGAAAGUUCGGGCCAUGGAAAGACACUGAUCUUUCUCCUCUCUGUCUUCUUUGUAGAUUUCUUAUCAUGGGGAGUAAUCCCUCCUUGGACUUGCAGGUUCUCUGCUCACCCUUAAUUGGGGGUAUAUAUAACCAAUAAGACUGAACUUGGCUGGGAGAAGCUGUAAGCACCCUAAUCCAAAGGUGACAGUGGUAACAAUCUGACCCUUUGCCACCUGGUUCUCUGAAGAGAAAUAAGUCAAUACAUUAUCCUUACUAAUAAUGAAUGAAAAACUACAAUCUGUUUUUCUCUUUGCUUCCUUUUGUUCUUCUUUGUAAGCGCAUGGUAGAUGACUGGAAUUUUGUAAACUGGAUCAGACAAUGAGUGUGCUUUCUUCUUACCAAAAGCAGUGUUGGAGAAGCAACAAGACCCAAUGACUGACAGUACCACUCUGAGAUCAAGUUACCUGGGAUCAAAUGAUGAUUUUUUUUGUGUGUGUAGUAUGGUGUGAUCUUAAAAAAAUAGUUGGACUUUCUUAUGGACUCAUCCCCUCUAUGAAAUGAAAACAAUGCUAGUUAUCUACUCGAAAAAUUACUAUCAGAAUUGCUAUCUCUGAACAAGAAAACAUUAGUGCUAUGUGAGUGUUAGCUACUGUCUUUAAUACUUAAAAUUCAGACAACUGAUUUUUUUUAACCUAGAGAUCUGCUUCUUCUUCAUCUGUGGAGUUUCUAUACCAAACUAUUUCCAAAUUAAGUAUAGUGGUGCAGCAGGAAAUAUAACUUUAUCCCAGUUCAUAUAACUGAUACCAGUCUUUGAGAUACGGGAAGUACAAUGGCACAAACAAACACGGAAACCUACGGUGCAAACCUGACUAGCAUCUAGAAAACAGGAGCUGGGGCCAGGAAGCAAAUUCAAGGAAGAAGGUUGUAAAUGGUGAAGGAAGAAAGUGAAAAUCAGGACAAAGGAGAAAUGCUGGCUGUGGCAGAGCUUAAACCACCAGGGGAAGGGUGUUGUGCCAAUUCCCAGAAGAUCCCCUUUCUACUUCAGGCUGACCCUUCCUGCUUCCUCUAUUUUUCAGUGAUAAAGAUUUUACCACACUAUCCCAGAGAGAAAGUGUGACCCAAACACAAAGCACUCAGGCAACAAGACAGAAACUUUUAUAUAGGUUUUCAGUUUCAAAACUGAAGCAACCCCUCGCCUUGCAGAGAGGAGAUACAGUUCAGACUUAGGGCUCUUGACUACCCAUCUCAGAAGCACUGAGAGAGAUCUCGGAAACCCCAAAAAACAAUAUAGCCUUGACUCUCAGGGACUUACAGUUUGAACGUUCAUCAGUAAGGACAUUU
Messenger RNA from Rattus norvegicus (Norway rat), 5868 nucleotides. RefSeq names its product transcription factor AP-2 delta (gene Tfap2d). Lineage: Eukaryota; Metazoa; Chordata; Mammalia; Rodentia; Muridae. Gene Ontology annotation, cellular component: transcription regulator complex; nucleus. The record is from RefSeq and is a predicted model, not a curated record. Gene Ontology annotation, biological process: regulation of DNA-templated transcription; positive regulation of transcription by RNA polymerase II. Gene Ontology annotation, molecular function: DNA-binding transcription factor activity; RNA polymerase II transcription regulatory region sequence-specific DNA binding; DNA-binding transcription factor activity, RNA polymerase II-specific.